Messenger RNA from Dicrocoelium dendriticum, 2874 nucleotides. NCBI's taxonomy places the organism in Eukaryota, Metazoa, Platyhelminthes, Trematoda, Plagiorchiida, Dicrocoeliidae. The record is from the annotation of a GenBank genome assembly.
GUCUACGGCUAAAUUACGGUUCUGGUGCCUAAAUGGGUCGUUCUGAUCGACAGCGCAAAAAGCAUAUAUCAAGCAAGAGUACAGAGCCGGAUAAGCGUCCACGAUUGGCCUCCGGUAAGGGGAGCGGUAGUAAAACCACUGAGGCGGAAUGUGAACAGUCCAAUCGGGAGUACGAUGAUAACCUCGAUGAGGAUUCCCAACCGGUAGGGAAAAAUUACGACGGAGAUGAGGAUGAAGAAUAUGAUCCGGAUGAGUACGAACCUGAGGCAGUGGAUGCCGAUGAAGCCCGUGUAUUGUCAAGAGCACGUUCGAAGAGUUUCAAACUGGACAGUGAUCACGCACCGUCUUCGGCAGCAGCCACUAAACAGGCGCCUGCAGUAGUCACUACUCCGAGAGAUGAAUUCGGGGCCAAAGAUAUGCGCCACAUCUUGACCCUGCGAACUGACCAUCCAUGUCGACCUCUAUGGGUCGGUCCGGAUGGCCACAUCUUUCUGGAGGCGUUCAAUCCACUGGCGCGCCCGGCGCAAGACUUUCUCAUCGCGAUUGCGGAGCCCGUUUGUCGACCAAUGCACAUUCAUGAAUACAGACUGACCUCAUAUUCACUGUACGCUGCUGUGUCGGUGGGCCUACGAACGGGCGAGAUUAUCGGUUGCUUGCGCCGAUUGUGCAAAACUGAUUUGCCCGCUGGUAUUGUCGCCUACAUUCGGAGUUGUACCCUUUCCUAUGGAAAGGCGAAAUUGGUUCUCAAAGGUGGGCGGUAUUUCGUGGAAAGCAUGCAUAGGAAAUUUUUAGAACAGUUGGCCAAAGACUCCAUCGUGAGACAAUGUCUUAUUCGUAAAUCGGACGAAUCCACUGGUACCGAUAUGGUGGUGAUUUACAACGCAGCGGAUUUAGCUUUGGCAGACACUUCUGCCCUUAGUGCGAUCCAGCCCAUGGAAAACAUUAACUCCAACCCAAUGGCUGUUGAAGUGUUGCAGCUCUAUGCUCAACUAGACGCAGAGGAAGAGCGAUUAGCUGAGCAAGCAGAGAAACUGACACAGCAGGAACAAUCCGACACGUUUGUCAAUUCCACCGGGAACAACUUGAAUCUGAAAGUUAUUGGAAUGGAAUCAGAAGCAGCGGAUGGUGAAGGUGAAUUCGAUGAGGAAGUGGAUUUGUGUAAGUCGAGCACUAACGCCGCAUCCGAAAACAGCCAACUGUCGGUCCUUUGCCUGGCCAUUGAAGUUGACCAGAGUCAAAUAGAGGUUCUUCAGCGCCGUUGCAUCGAGCUUGAGGUCCCGUUACUGACUGAGUACGCGUUUCGGCAGGACAGACUCAAUCGUGACAUUGCAAUUGAUUUGAAGGCGAGUACUACUCUGCGGCCGUACCAAGAAUGCAGCCUACGCAAGAUGUUUGGCAACGGCCGCGCCCGCUCGGGUGUCAUUGUCCUCCCAUGUGGCGCAGGCAAAACUCUGGUUGGAGUGACCGCCGCAUGUACCAUCCGCAAGCUCACCCUUGUGCUGUGCACCAGCGGAGUAGCGGUGGAACAGUGGCGCUCCCAAUUCCGCCUUUGGUCCACUGCUGAGGACAGCCAAAUUCUUCGUUUCACCAGCGAUGCGAAGGAUCGUCCGGGCACGAACGCAAGCGUCUGCAUCAGCACGUACACAAUGAUUGCGCAUUCAACGAAACGUUCAUACGAAGCGGAUCGUAUGAUGGAAUGGAUCAGGGGACAAGAAUGGGGCCUAAUGAUUUUGGACGAGGUGCAUACCAUCCCGGCUAAGAUGUUUCGUCGCGUGUUGACCUUGGUCCAGGCUCACUGCAAGCUGGGUCUCACAGCCACUCUGGUACGGGAGGACGACAAGAUCACCGAUCUGAAUUUCCUCAUCGGUCCAAAGUUAUACGAAGCGAACUGGUUGGAGUUGCAAAUGCGUGGUUUCAUCGCCCGCGUGCAGUGCGCCGAGGUGUGGUGUCCCGUGACGCCGGAAUUUUAUCGCGAAUAUCUGAAUAUGAAAUCGAUGAAAAAACUACUGUUGGCCGUAAUGAAUCCGAACAAGUUUCGCGCCUGUGAAUUUCUAAUUCGUUACCAUGAGCGACGCAACGACAAGAUCAUAGUGUUCUCUGAUAACGUGUUUGCACUGAAAUAUUAUGCAACAAAAAUGGGUCGUCCGUAUUUGUAUGGUCCAACGAGCCAGGCGGAGCGUAUGCAGGUUCUUCAGAACUUCCAGCACAAUCCGAACGUACCGGCAAUCUUUGUCUCCAAGGUGGCGGACAACUCAUUUGACUUACCUGAGGCCAACGUGCUGAUCCAAAUUAGCGCGCAUGGUGGGAGCCGACGACAAGAGGCACAACGACUGGGUCGCAUUCUUCGAGCGAAACGAGGCACAGACGUGGAGGCAUACAACGCGUUCUUCUACUCUCUCGUCUCACAAGACACAAUGGAAAUGCAGUAUGCACUGAAGCGUCAACGAUUUCUCGUCAACCAGGGUUAUGCUUACAAAGUGAUCACUCGUCUUUCGGGGAUGGAGCACGAGACACUCAGGUUGAGCACUAAGCAAGAGCAAGCGGAACUUCUUCAUCGCGUAUUAGCGAGUACCGAGGAAGACGCAAUGGAGGAGCGAUUGCCAGCAGAUCCUGACGAUGUCACCUUAACGAAACGCACUGUGCCAGCUGAUUCUGCAACUCGCAAACCUAGCCGCAUGGCCAGUUUGUCUGGUGCAGAUGACGCAAUUUACGUGGAUACGAGUUCGGCUGCUGUACGCAGAAACAAAAUGAAAGAAAGGCAUCCACUGUUCCGGCUUUUCCGACGCUGAACAAAUGUACAUUUGCUCACCUAUCACUUCCUGCUGUACAUACGACUAUUUCAGAGCCAAAUAUUUUGCCUCUGCUUUUUCUAUC